AUGCCCUUUCUGGAAAAAAUUAAAAAUUAUUCUACAGAACUGGGUGAUAUAGAGAUGUUACUAAAAAUUCAAGAAGAAACUAACUCUGUUAACGAUGCUUUUUUGGCGUAUCACAAUAUAUGUAGUGUGAAUUAUUUUGCAAAAUACCAAAGGAAAACGAAUCCACCUCCAAGUAAUGAUUGGGCUACGAAACGAGAAGGCCAUAAAAUUGCCAGAGAACGAUUGAUUAAUUAUAUUCAGCAAGAAGUUAUUACAAAUCGACGAGUGAUGUCAUUAGCUCACUUGAAAUAUUGUUAUGCUGAAUUUGUGAAAGAAAUGUAUGAACACGCAAAUUUAGAAGCUACCACAUUCAGCAAUAAAGCUCUUAAGGAUUAUAUACAAACUCAAUUAAGACACAAAAUAUCAUUGGUUAACAUUUCUAAUCAACAAUUUGUUAUAUCAUCUGAAGUAGAUAUUGAAGCAACCGAUGAUGAAGAAAUCAGUAAUAUAUUAUUUGAACAAGAAGCACAGGAUUUCGCCUUGAAAUAUCGAAAAAAUAUAUUGAAAAUAAAAAAAAAACCUUUAACAGAUUUCAUUGAUAGUGAAGUAUUAAAUGAAGGAGAGUGCGAUGUUCCAAAAUGGUUGGAUUUAUUUUGGACUACUGCUUUGAACGGUAUUGGCAAAGAAAGCUGCGAUCGGGUUCAGAGAUUGUCUUCAUGUUAUUCGCAGGACUCCAUCUACAGUAUUACUAGAGAAGAAGAAUUGAACAUUAUCAAAAGGAACGAUGCAUCUACAGAAGCUCAACAGAAUUUAUCAGUUAAUGUUCGUGAUUUGACUGGCCGUAGAAAACGUUCGUUUGAGGAACAGACAUUUGAAAAUGUACUGUACGCGAAGCAACGUCGUCCAGAAUUUUGGCGUAGUAGUGUAGCGUCACCUGAAGAACCGCAAAAUUUAAUUAAUUUUCAGCACAGAUAUUUUACAUGGAUACUUUCCCAUAACUUUCAAAUUUCAAACACGCCAAUGUGGGUAGGAUAUAAUGCCAAAAUUUUAAAAGAUGACAGUAGAAUUCAAAAGAUUGAGUAUUUAACGCAAAUUAAUAAUUCACCCACGGAUCCGGCUGUUGUAAAGGAGACCAUGCGAAGAAGAUGUCCGAUUCCUACAAUGGUAGAUGUAUCAAUCCGAUCCAGCGUGGAAAGCCCGCUAGCGGAUUCGAUAAUCAAAACCGAAGACCCAAUACAGGUACAAGGAGCCAGAGGCGAGCAUAUGAAUUCCAGCAGCAGAGGGCAGCUGAGACAGAUUGGGCAGAGGCGCGUGAGUUUGAAGAACGCCCCCCAAAACCACGUGGUCCGACAGAAAGAAGCCAGAGUCACAAACAUAGCCGCCGCGCCCGACGUCAUCGACCUCACUUUAGUGCAGGGCCUGAGUACAGACCCGUCCAUUGACGUCCUAGACGACCACAUGAUGUCGGAUCACCAACCGGUUCUGGUCACUAUUGAUCUGGCGCCGAUCCGGAGGGAAAUCCCGUCCCCGCGUCAUAGACAAGACUGGCAUAUCUUCGCGGACCACCUGUCGAACAACUUGCGGUCUUUUCAAGUGGACAGCCCCGACGAUGUGGACCGCCUCGCCCUCGAGCUUACCGAGUCGAUCACCCGGGCACUCGAGGCCUCGCGGCUAAGCACCACAUCACACCGGAAACGACCGCAGUUACCUGCCGGGAUACGAGACAUGAUCGAAGUCAAAAGGAGGCUGCCUGUGUUGGAGGACCACGCUGUGGACUCUUGGUACAAGACCAUCGAGCGAGCUGGAGAAGACUGGACGGGUAUCCACCGCAUAUGCCGCCAAGUCUCCAGGAAGUCAGAACCGAUCCGGCCCCUGCUAGCGAGUGACGGCACCCCACGCUACCGCGCAACGUACCGAGCCGAGAUCUUCGCUGACCACCUGGAGACCCAGUUCCAACCAUACCCAACCGAAGACACCCAGCACGCAGAGGAAGUCGAACAAACCGUAGACGAAUACCUCGAGCAAGCGAUAGCCCCCACGGAAGACCCCAUAAUCAUCACCCUCGGCCAAUUUUUUUCCAGAUUCGCCGUACUAAGCUCCGGAAGGCCCCGGUCCUGA
Danaus chrysippus (African queen) is the source of this 2097-nucleotide messenger RNA. NCBI's taxonomy places the organism in Eukaryota, Metazoa, Arthropoda, Insecta, Lepidoptera, Nymphalidae. The record is from the annotation of a GenBank genome assembly.